Messenger RNA from Sitodiplosis mosellana (orange wheat blossom midge), 2051 nucleotides. RefSeq names its product G-protein coupled receptor Mth2-like. The coding region runs from base 248 to 1771 and encodes 507 amino acids. Lineage: Eukaryota; Metazoa; Arthropoda; Insecta; Diptera; Cecidomyiidae. Gene Ontology annotation, biological process: cell surface receptor signaling pathway. The record is from RefSeq and is a predicted model, not a curated record. The transcript has 7 exons. Gene Ontology annotation, cellular component: membrane. Gene Ontology annotation, molecular function: G protein-coupled receptor activity.
GCAGAACCAUUUGUUUGCCUGUUGCGAACUGACCUCUUUUGAUUUUACUCUUGAUUUUCUUAAAUUAAUCAUUCAAUAUUUUUCAAUCAAUUUUACGGAUAAGGAUAAAUAAGGGAAAAAAAAACAAAAAUUAAAUUUGGUGAUAAAAACUAAAUCCAAAUUAAACUGUAGCCCUUGAGGCAGCCGAAUUUAUAGUUUGUGAAAUAGUAAAACAGAUUGAACUGUUUUUUUCUCAGUCGAUUUUAUAAUGAAAAUUUUAAUCAAUAUGAAACGGGAGUUAUACUUUGGUGUUGUGUGGUUGAUUGUUGUAUCUGGACUUGAUUCAAAUUCAGAUUUAUCUGGCCGUGAUCGUUUGCCAUGCAACCAAAUAGAUUCGAUCAAUAUCACAAGUGGAACCCUUAACGCGGAUAAAAGUAUUACGUUCAACGGCAGAAAUUAUCUGCCAAAUCGAUAUGCUCCACCAGUUAAGAAUGGAAAUAUUGUGUUUGAUACUCGUGGUUGUCUUUGUGAUCAAAUGAAGUGCAUUCGUUACUGUGUAAAAAAAGAUUUCCCACCGACAGGGUUUCAAAUUGAUGUUAUCAAUGCAAAUAAAGAAUGGGAAAAAAAAGAUUUUCAUGAACAUUUCGUAACUGUCAGAGGCAUAAAUUGCCCCAAACGAAUUGCAACAAAAUUCAACAUCCAAGAUGAUGGCAUGGUAGUCCCUAUUGGAGAUGAGAUUACAUCUAAACACCCCAGGAAUCAAAGUGAAUAUUGCCUUAAAAAAAACGAUGAUAAUGAAAUGAUAGCUGAAAUAUGCGAAGAACCAGAUGAUGUUAAUCCGAAGAAAUUUAUCAGAAGUGGAAUUGGUUUGUUAGUUUCGGUGCCAUUUUUAAUCGCAACGUUUCUGGUGUAUUUGUUUGUGCCCGAAUUGAGAAAUUUACACGGAAAAUGUUUUCUCUGCUAUUUGUUGAGUCUGACAAUGGCUUUCGUCCCACUGGCUAUAGCAAAAAUCAGUACCCGUAACGAAAUUCCCACUCCCUUUUGCACUGCAUACGCAUACACCGCCUAUUUUUCGUUUAUAUCGGCAUUCCUAUGGACAAGUGUAAUAAGCUCUGACUUAUGGAACAGUCUUGGAGCCACCGUCAAAUACAGAUUUACCUCAGAUAAAAACCAAUUCUAUUUGUACAUGAUUUUUGCGUGGGGUUUGUCGACACUUAUGACGUUCGCUGCAUUUUCGGCUGACCAAAUUGAUUUUGUUCCGAAAUCACUGCAACUUAAACUUGGCAAAGGAACCUGCUUUACGACAAUUGAGGUAAUCCCCAGAAUAGUGUACUUGUUUUUGCCAUUAUGCAUCACAUUCGCGAUGAACAUUGUCUUCUUCAUUUUGACGGCACUGAAAAUACGCUCAGUGAGACAUGAGCUAACCAAAGCAUCAUCGUAUGAUGAAAAUUCAAUGCAACCGGUCAACUUCAACACGAAUACACAUAGUUUCGCAAUCUAUUUACGCUUGAUAGUUGUGAUGGGCCUAAAUUGGAUUAUUGAAAUAAUUGAGGUGAUUCUAACGUAUGUCGAGGGGGGUAAAUAUGAAAUAAUUGCACAGGUACUGGACAAGUGCAAUGCUCUAAUGGGUGUGUUUACAUUUGGAUUAUUCGUGCUGAAGCCAAGCGUUCUUCAUUUGAUCAAAAAAAGGUGGCAUUUUUGGUUUGGAAAUUCUAGUCCAAAUGGCUCCAUUUCAUCAUAUGCAAGCUGGGUACCGCCCGAACAUUUUGUCACUGAUGUCAAACAACGUUGAAAUUCGGAUCUUAAUUUCUCAUAUCCAUGUUAGUUUCUAGAGCUCCAAAAAAACAUUCAUAUGUCAUUGUUUCCACAUUGCAAGCAGUGAGAAGUGAAUGUUAAUGUCUUCUUACAUUUUUGACAUUUGUUUAUUGUAAAACAAUUCUGAACUUAUACAUCGAAAUGAUUGGAAUCAUCUGAUUUAGUUAGAUUAAGUUACAAUUUAUUCGAAUACUUCAACAACAACAAAAUUUUGUUCCACAAAGAAUAGUACAAAAAUAAAGCGCUGUUAUCUGAGG